CCCGGCCCCGCCCGCUCCCCCGCGGUACCGCAUUGCCGUAGUGCAGGCGCGCAGUGCGUUGCGCUCUCACCGUCAAUAGGCGGACCCCUCCCGGAGAGAUAAAACCGCCGUUGUCGGCGCCGCCAGUCCCUCUGACUGAGACCUCGGCUCCGGAAGCAUCUCUCAGCACCCUCCCCCCUCCUGAGCCAGAGCACCCCAGGUCCUGCCAGCUCCUCCCCACACACCCAACAGCAUGGGCAAGGAGAAGACCCACAUUAACAUCGUGGUCAUCGGCCAUGUGGACUCAGGGAAGUCCACCACGACAGGCCACCUCAUCUACAAGUGUGGGGGCAUCGACAAGAGGACCAUUGAGAAGUUUGAGAAGGAGGCCGCUGAGAUGGGGAAGGGGUCCUUCAAAUACGCCUGGGUGCUGGACAAACUGAAGGCCGAGCGCGAGCGUGGUAUCACCAUCGAUAUCUCCCUCUGGAAGUUUGAGACCACCAAGUACUAUAUCACCAUCAUUGAUGCCCCUGGCCACCGCGACUUUAUCAAGAACAUGAUCACUGGCACGUCCCAGGCGGACUGUGCGGUGCUGAUAGUGGCAGCAGGUGUGGGCGAGUUCGAGGCUGGCAUCUCCAAGAAUGGGCAGACACGGGAGCAUGCACUGCUGGCCUACACGCUGGGUGUGAAGCAGCUCAUUGUGGGUGUGAACAAGAUGGACUCCACAGAGCCUGCAUACAGUGAGAAGCGCUACGACGAGAUUGUCAAGGAGGUCAGCGCCUACAUCAAGAAGAUUGGCUACAACCCAGCCACUGUGCCCUUCGUGCCCAUCUCAGGCUGGCAUGGAGACAACAUGCUGGAGCCCUCUCCCAAUAUGCCAUGGUUCAAAGGCUGGAAAGUGGAGCGCAAGGAAGGGAAUGCAAGUGGUGUGUCCCUGCUCGAGGCACUGGACACCAUCCUGCCCCCAACACGCCCCACGGACAAGCCCCUGCGCCUGCCACUGCAGGAUGUCUACAAAAUUGGUGGCAUUGGCACUGUGCCGGUGGGCCGAGUAGAGACCGGCAUCCUUCGGCCAGGCAUGGUGGUGACUUUUGCACCUGUGAACAUCACCACGGAAGUGAAGUCAGUGGAGAUGCAUCAUGAGGCGUUGAGUGAAGCACUGCCUGGCGACAAUGUUGGCUUCAAUGUGAAGAAUGUGUCAGUCAAGGACAUCCGCCGGGGCAACGUGUGUGGGGAUAGCAAAUCUGACCCGCCGCAGGAGGCCGCCCAGUUCACCUCCCAGGUCAUCAUCCUGAACCACCCCGGGCAGAUCAGUGCUGGAUACUCUCCAGUUAUUGACUGCCACACGGCGCACAUUGCCUGCAAGUUUGCCGAGCUCAAGGAGAAGAUUGACCGGCGUUCCGGCAAGAAGCUGGAGGACAACCCCAAGUCCCUGAAGUCUGGCGAUGCCGCCAUCGUGGAGAUGGUCCCAGGAAAGCCUAUGUGUGUGGAGAGCUUCUCCCAGUACCCGCCACUCGGCCGCUUCGCCGUGCGUGACAUGAGGCAGACGGUGGCCGUGGGCGUCAUCAAGAACGUGGAGAAGAAGAGCGGCGGCGCCGGCAAGGUCACCAAGUCGGCACAGAAGGCACAGAAGGCGGGCAAGUGAAGCGCGGGCGCCCGCGGCGCGGCCAUGCCCGGCGGCGCCGCGCCCCGCCCCCGGCCCCGCCCCCAGCCCCGGCCCCGCCCCCGCCCGCGGCGCGGCCCCGGCGCCCUGCCCCCCCGCCAGGCGCAUGUCUGCACCUCCGCUUGCGAGAGGCUCUCGGUCCGCGACUGGAUGCUCGCCAUCAAGGUCCAGUGGAAGUUCUUCAAGAGGAAAAGCGCCCCGCCGCCCCAGGCUUCCGCGUCCAGCGCUCGCCGCGCUCAGUGCCCGUUUUACCAAUAAACUGAGCGACCC
Molecule: messenger RNA, 1912 nt
Organism: Nycticebus coucang (slow loris)
Lineage: Eukaryota; Metazoa; Chordata; Mammalia; Primates; Lorisidae
Gene: EEF1A2
Product: eukaryotic translation elongation factor 1 alpha 2
Exons: 8
Coding region: 233-1624 (463 amino acids)
Biological process (GO): translation; translational elongation
Molecular function (GO): translation elongation factor activity; GTPase activity; GTP binding
Source: RefSeq, a predicted model, not a curated record